This is a messenger RNA of Scutellospora calospora, 252 nucleotides long. The record is from the annotation of a GenBank genome assembly. NCBI's taxonomy places the organism in Eukaryota, Fungi, Glomeromycota, Glomeromycetes, Diversisporales, Gigasporaceae.
AUGGAUACCUAUAGUUUUGACGAAUUGGAUAUUAAUGCAGAUAUUUAUAGUUCUGAUGAAUUGGAUAUUAAAAGAAGACAAAAUAGCUAUCAUGUUGAAGGUGAAGCUAGCUCUAGUAUAGAUACUAAUAGGUCUAAUGAAUUAAAUGAAGUUAUAAAUGAAUUUAACCCAAUAUCUAAUGAAUUUGGUGAAAUAUUUGAGAAGAAUAUAUUAAAAAGUGACAAGAUUAUAAGCAAAACUGAUGAAUUCUAG